This is a messenger RNA of Xenopus tropicalis (tropical clawed frog), 2858 nucleotides long. RefSeq names its product amyloid beta (A4) precursor-like protein 2 (gene aplp2). The transcript has 18 exons. The record is from RefSeq and is a predicted model, not a curated record. Gene Ontology annotation, cellular component: membrane. Gene Ontology annotation, molecular function: transition metal ion binding; endopeptidase inhibitor activity; serine-type endopeptidase inhibitor activity. NCBI's taxonomy places the organism in Eukaryota, Metazoa, Chordata, Amphibia, Anura, Pipidae. The coding region runs from base 95 to 2356 and encodes 753 amino acids.
UGCGCUUAGAGCUUUCGAUGCGGUUGGGUAAGGUUCUUCAGUCUGGUAGUGGAAGCUGUGGCGAGAGGAGUUAUCGGGCGUGGGAGACAUUGAUAUGGGGACCCCACCUACGCUGUUCGCUGUGAUAGCUGUGAUAUUAGUUCCAGCACUAGCCGGUUAUAUUGAGGCACUGGCAGCCAAUGCUGGAGCAGGCUUUGCUGUGGCAGAGCCACAAGUGGCUAUGUUUUGUGGCAAAUUAAACAUGCAUGUUAACAUUCAGACUGGCAAAUGGGAACCUGACCCUUCUGGGACCAAAAGCUGCAUUGGGACAAAGGAAGAAGUUCUUCAGUACUGUCAAGAGGUGUUUCCUGAUCUUCAAAUAACCAAUGUAGUAGAAGCAAAUCAGCCAGUUAGUAUUGAUAACUGGUGCAAGAAGGGAAAAAAACAAUGCAAGGGUCAUUCCCAUAUUGUUGUCCCAUUCAAGUGUCUAGUUGGCGAGUUUGUUAGCGAUGUGCUGCUUGUCCCAGAGAAGUGCAAGUUCUUUCACAAGGAAAGAAUGGAUGUAUGUGAAGGUCACCAGCACUGGCAUAAUGUAGCCAAAGAGGCUUGUAUGACUGAGGUUAUGGUCCUCCACAGUUAUGGCAUGUUGCUACCAUGUGCUGUGGACCAGUUCCGUGGGGCUGAGUAUGUCUGCUGUCCUCAAACAAAAAUCCUAGAUGAAGCUCUUUCUAAGGAAGAAGAGGAAGAGGAUGAUGAGGAAGAAGAUGAAGAUGAUUAUGAUCUUUACAAAAGUGAGUUCCCCACUGAGGCUGAUGUAGAGGAUUUUACUGCAGCUGCGGAAGAAGAAGAAGAAGUGGAAGAUGAAGUUGUAGAAGACCGUGACUAUUAUUAUGACAAUUACAAAGAUGAGGACUACAAUAAUGAAAACCCAACAGAGCCUCCCAAUGAGCGACAACCAUCUGGGAAAGACAUAAUUACAGAUGUCAAAUCUGUCUGCUCCCAAGAGGCCAUGACCGGUCCCUGCCGGGCCAUGAUGCCACGCUGGUAUUUCGACCUUGGCCAGAAAAAAUGUGUUCGGUUUAUAUAUGGAGGCUGUGGAGGCAACAGGAACAAUUUUGAGUCUGAGGACUAUUGCAUGGCCGUUUGUAAAGUGAUGAUGGCACAAACUCCAGCUCCUGCUGAUGAUGUGGAUGUGUAUUUUGAGACCUUAGCUGAUGAUAAUGAACAUGCACGCUUCCAGAAGGCUAAAGAACAACUUGAGGUUCGACACCACAAUCGCAUGGAACGGGUAAAAAAGGAGUGGGAAGAAGCUGAGAGUCAGGCCCAGAGUCUGCCAAAAGCUGAAAGACAGACCCUCAUACAGCAUUUUCAGGCCACAGUGAAAGCCCUUGAAAAAGAGGCAGCCAGUGAGAAGCAGCAGCUAGUGGAGACUCACCUGGCCCGUGUAGAAGCCAUGCUCAAUGACAAGCGCCGCAAUGCUCUGGAGAACUACCUCUCUGCAUUGCAGGCUGACUCCCCUCGUCCACAUCGCAUCCUUCAAGCCCUAAAACGCUAUGUAAGAGCAGAAAACAAAGACAGAUUGCACACCAUUCGUCAUUACCACCACGUGCUUGCUGUCGAUCCAGAGAAGGCUGCACAGAUGAAGUCUCAGGUCAUGACCCAUCUCCAUGUUAUUGAAGAGCGAAUGAAUCAAAGCCUGUCUCUGCUCUACAAGGUUCCCUAUGUUGCUGAUGAAAUUCAGGAUGAAAUAGAUGAAUUAUUCCAGGAGCAACGAACUGAUAUGGAUCAGUUCACAUCUUCAUUCUCAGAGUCCCAGGGAGAUGUAAGGGUUAGCUCAGAGGAAAGUGAAGAAAUUCUUCCAAAGGAUGGUAAACCCUUCCGCCCUUUCCAGGUGAAAACCUUCCCAUCAAUCACAGAAUCAGAAGAAACACAACGGGAUUCCUACCUUCCAGUGAGAAAAGGCUCUGGCAUGGCUGAUCUUAACACUCUUAUUGGUGCAGAGGAAAAGAUUAUCAAUAGCAAGAGCAAAGCAGAUCAGAAAGUGGUAAUUGAUGAAACCCUUGAUGUGAAGGAAAUGAUUUUCAAUGCAGAGAGAGUCAGUGGACUUGUGGAUGAGCCGGACACUGAUGGACCUCUACGUAAUGAGUUCAGCUUCAGCAGUGGAGCACUCAUUGGUCUCCUUGUCAUUGCUGUUGCUAUUGCUACAAUAAUUGUCAUUAGCCUUGUUCUGCUGAGGAAGAGGCAGUAUGGCACAAUAAGCCAUGGAAUUGUGGAGGUGGAUCCAAUGUUGACUCCUGAGGAACGUCACUUAAACAAGAUGCAGAAUCACGGAUAUGAAAACCCUACAUAUAAAUACCUGGAGCAGAUGCAGAUCUGAGUGAUGCAUAUGUGGGGGUUUGUGGGACUGGGUGGGUUAAUGAGCCUAAUUAGGGUGUGAAGUGGGAGGGGCCAAAGAAAAUGGGUGGGAUAUUGAUUUGCGUUUCACCGCUGACCAAUCAUUGCUUUGAGAAGGAGAAUAUGCCUAUUACUUUAGGCACUCUUGGACUCUUAAUCACUCCUGAUAGUACAUUUUCCAUUCCUUUAAACGGGUGACAGAGUAGAGACUUACUGAGUCUAUGGUAAAUAUUUUACUGCUGAUCUUUUAAGGUGUAGGGUUUUUUUUGUUGUUAAUGAUAUAAAUAACAAUCCAGAUGACCUUGUGAUUUCUGCAGACAAUAUAAAUAUAUAUAUAUAAAUAUGUAUGUAAAUUGAAAAAAUAUUCAUUUCUAUCAGGUUUCUUGUUCCAGUAGAAUGUUUCUUUAUGCAGCAUCUUUCUGUCCUGCUGGUUUAUUGAAGAUGAAGUAAACUACAAAACAGGAGUAUUUUGAUUUAGAGCUGAG